Messenger RNA from Erigeron canadensis, 3068 nucleotides. Its product is annotated as TMV resistance protein N-like. Lineage: Eukaryota; Viridiplantae; Streptophyta; Magnoliopsida; Asterales; Asteraceae. Gene Ontology annotation, biological process: defense response; signal transduction. The transcript is spliced from 5 exons. The coding region runs from base 435 to 2780 and encodes 781 amino acids. Gene Ontology annotation, molecular function: ADP binding. The record is from RefSeq and is a predicted model, not a curated record.
AACACCUUGCUAUCCACACUUCCCCCUUUCAAUCCUUUGCAAAAUGACUGUCUUUUUUCCUUCUUUCUUCCCGUGUUAGCUUAUAUCAUCCAAGCCUUCCUUUCCGCCUAGAUUUCGUCGGAGACUCGCUGAAACUAAAUAAUCUCCUAGACGGUGUUGGUUAUCGUUUUGCCGCCUAUAGUUCACCGGAGACUCCUUCAAACGGUUCGAUACAAAACCGGCCAGUUAUUUUAGAUCAGUUUAACCGGUCUAUAAUUGAACCGAUUGUAUGAUCGGUUUUUGUUGCAACCGGUUGGACUGACCGGUUCGGUUUUCAAAUCAGUUUUAGGGCAAAUGGGCAGGUUGGUUGAAGAAGUCAUAGCGUUUAUCACAAACCACAACAGGUUUUUAAUAACCUGGUUUUUGGUGGUUGUUUUUGUCUGUACAAAAAGUCAAUGGCAACUUCUUACACAUCUUCUCAAUUACGGACUUACGAUGUAUUUCUUAAUUUUAGAGGAGAAGAUACCCGUUACAACUUUGUAGAUGAGCUCUAUAAUGCUCUGGAAGAACGACUAAUCCGUACAUACAACGAUAAUAUAUCAGUUUACGGGGGAAGCCCCAUUGGUCCACAACUCUUGAAGGCCAUAGAACAAUCACGUAUAGCUGUGAUCAUAUUCUCCAAAAACUAUGCUGAUUCAACCUAUAGUUUGAUUGAGCUUGAACAUAUUAUGAAAUGCAGGGAAGAAAGAGGGCAAGGUGUUAUUCCCAUAUUUUAUGAUGUGAAACCCUUUCAAGUGAGAAAUCAGAAAGGAAAAUUUGGACAAGGAUUUUCGAGGCAUGAGUUAGGAAACAACAAGAAUGUUAGGUCUUGGAGAAGAGCACUUGUGAAUGCUGCUGACAUUUCUGAAUGGGAACCCAAGCUCAUGUUCAAUGGGUAUGAUGCCUCUGACAUCAAACUGAUUGUCGAUAUAGUUUCAGAGAAGCUUUUAUCAUUGAUUUCGUAUGUUGGAAUGGAAACUCGCUUACAAGAUUUGAAAUCGCGUAUAGAGAUUGGAUCAGGUGGUGUGCGUAUGGUUGGGAUAUACGGGGCUGGGGGUAGUGGUAAGACUGCUCUUGUGACUUCUCUUUAUAAGGAACUUGCUCCUCGUUUUGCCAAUCACUGUUUUAUUGACAAUAUUUCGGAGGAAUCAAACAAAAUUAAUGGUUUACAAAAUCUGCAGCAACGAGUUCUAACAACGGUUAUGAAAAAAAGUGAGGAAUUUAAGAGUGUUGAAGAAGGAAAAAUUGCUAUUGAAAGUACUUUAUGUCAUAAAUCUGUGUUAAUUAUUCUAGAUGAUGUUGAUGAUCGUGAACAGCUAGAUGCAUUAGCAGGAUCCCAUAAAUGGUUUGGUGGUGAUAGCCGAAUAAUAAUCACAACUAGAAAAGAAGAUUUGAUAGGAAACGAUAAGGUAGAUGAGGCCUAUUCUGUCAGUCUAUUAUCAUUUGAUGAGGCUACUCUCCUCUUUAAUAGACAUGCAAAGCAGGAAGACCGUAAACUUGAAAAUUAUGAGGUGCUUUCACCAAGUGUGGUACCUUUUGCAGCAGGGCUUCCAUUAGCAAUUAUAGUUUUAGGGUCUUUUCUAUAUGACAAAGACAAGAAGGGGUGGAUGAGCACAUUGGCUAGACUAGGGGAUAUUCCAGAAAAUGAAAUUUUGGAGAUGCUAAAAAUUAGCUAUGAUGGACUUGAACCAUUGGAGAAAGAGUUAUUCUUGGAUAUGGCAUGUUUCUUCAGGGGUAAGAGCAAAGAUAGUGCAAUGCAGAUGCUUGAUGCUUGCGGUUUUCAGCCUGAAGAUGGGCUAAAGGUGUUGAUAAAUAGGGCUCUCAUAACUAUUAAGGGAGAUAAGCUUGAUAUGCAUGAUUUGGUUCAAGAAAUGGGACAAUCCAUCGUUCAAGGUGAAGAUCCUACACAUCCUAAUAAACGUAGCAGGGCUUGGCUCACUAAAGAAAUUGAAGACAUCUAUCACGCGGAUGCAACAACGAAUUAUGACAAUAUUGAGGCAAUACAACUUUCUAGCAGCUCAUCACAUGUUUCUAAGCUUGUUUCAAACAUGAAGAGACUAAGGUUUCUUCAUGUCCUUGAGGAUCAACCUUAUGUGUAUAACAUGUCACACAAAGAUGCUGAAGGGCCCAACUUUCUUUCAAAUGAGUUGCGUUGUAUUAAUUGGUUUAAGUAUCCAACAAGUCCGUUGCCGGAUAAUUUCCAACCAAGGAUGCUUGUUGUUCUCAAAUUACAUCAGAGUUUGCAAGAAGAGCUAUGGAAGAAUAUCAAGGAGAUGCCAAUGUUGAAAGUGCUCGACCUCAAUGGUUCAACUAACCUAGUUAGGACACCGGAUUUCAACGGGCUCCCGAAUCUUGAAACGUUAGUACUAUCUGGUUGUAUCAGUUUAAUAGAGAUUCAUCCAUCAAUCGAAUGUCAUGAAAGGCUUGUUUUCUUAAAUUUAGAUGGUUGUUGCAAGCUUCAAAAGUUUCCAAUCUUUGACAAGAUGAAAAGAUUAGAGACCCUUUUACUAUCUCACUGCCCUCAACUUGUAAACCUUCCAGAGAUCCAACAGCCCAUGAAAAGCUUGAAAUAUCUUUAUUUGGAUGAGAGUGGGAUAGAAGUUUUACCCUCAUCCAUUGGAAAGUUUUGUACCAAUCUUACCUACAUAAAUCUGAUUGGUUGUAAAAAUCUAAAGACAAUUGAGUGCAAUUUCACCCUCUUUAAACAAAAAUGUGGGAUAUCAGGUGGUCCUCGAGAUGUAGAAGGCUGUUCAUCAGAAUAGUGUUUCCCUCCCAGGAGGCAGUAACAAGUUUAAUGCAGAUGGAUGGCGGAAAUGAAGUAUCCUCCACGCCACGUUGUCUAUUCAGAGAGUUGGAUCUCAAUUUUGAUUAGUGAGAUAAUAUUAUCGUUGUAUCGACUUUUUAGCAAGCAAAUGGUUGUGAAACUUACUGUGACAUGAUUAUUAGAUUGUAUUUAUGUUUUGCGACUGGAUGCCUACUCUUUUGAUGAUAUUCGUGUAUAUUUGUAUGCUUUAUAUGUAUCCUUUGUUCAGUUGAUGACAUUUUGGAUA